This is a messenger RNA of Galendromus occidentalis (western predatory mite), 3090 nucleotides long. Its product is annotated as netrin receptor UNC5C. Lineage: Eukaryota; Metazoa; Arthropoda; Arachnida; Mesostigmata; Phytoseiidae. The transcript has 7 exons. The record is from RefSeq and is a predicted model, not a curated record. Gene Ontology annotation, cellular component: membrane. Gene Ontology annotation, biological process: netrin-activated signaling pathway. Gene Ontology annotation, molecular function: netrin receptor activity; protein binding. The coding region runs from base 1 to 3090 and encodes 1029 amino acids.
AUGAAGCCAGUUGUGUUAUUCGCACUCGUUUGCCUAUCGGCGUUACUCAUCAACGAUGUGAUCGCACAGAAAAAGUUGGAUAAGCUUCUGGAAAAACCCGACACCGUCGAAGAUGAUCUCGAGGAUGAUGACGACGACGAUGAGGACGAUGGCGAGGAUCCGGAAACAGCGGAACGUCUGCCACACGAACGGAACCAGGGUCCACUCUUCGAACGGCAGCCCCUCGACGUGACCGUCGUUCUUGAUCGCAACGGACCGCCGGAUUUCCUGCAAUGCUCAGCCAGUCAGACGUUUUCCAUUCGAGUGAAAUGUUCGAGCCAGGAUCCAUCGCAAAGCGGUCAUGCUGGAGACCUCGACGUGUUCCCGCUGACCGCGAGGACCAUUUCGGAUUUCGUACAUCCCUACUCAGGAAUACGACAGAUGGAAAUCCAGGCGGAGAUCGGCGAUACAGUUCUGCAUCGUUUCCAUAUCGACAGGAAAAAUCAUAACGUCACCUUGUAUUGCGCCUGCCAAGCGCUGAGUUCGAAAGGACAUUCAACGUCGAGGGUCGCCACGGUGAAGUUCACAACAGAUCCGAGCAGAGCUGAGAAACCGCAGCAGAGAACGAUAUCGUUCGGGGAAAAAGUCCUGCUCGAGUGUCCAGUGGGUCAAGUGGUCAAGAAGUCGCCGAAGGGAACCGAAACUUUGACGUUCUGGCACUUGAAUGGAGCCCCGCUUCUCUUCGACGACAACGUCAAUCCCGAAGGUGACGAUCUUCUCAUUCUUCGCGCCAAAGUCGAGAACGAGGGCAAUUACACUUGUGGCAUAAAAACUAUCGCGGCCAACGGAAAAGAACAAGUCCGGCUCGGUGAAACCGUUUCUAUCCUGGUCAGAGCGAAUGGUAGUUGGUCGCCGUGGGGAGCCUGGAGCGAAUGUUCUUCCAAAUGCGGAAGAGGCCACCGGAGCCGUACAAGGUCGUGCACGAACCCUCCUCCACGGAACGGGGGAAAAGAUUGUUAUGGGAAUUACAUCGAGAAAAGCGAGUGCGUCUCAUCGAGGAGGGAUUGUGCGGCUUCCAAAGAGAAGGGCAUCGAGGACACCGCAGAUAUAUGGACCCCGUGGUCAGCUUGGUCGGAGUGCGGACCCAACUGCAGGAGGCAUCGUCAGCGUCGAUGCACCUUCGCAGUCGGUCGGCCAAGCAGGAAGUCGGCUCUAUGCGAAGAGAAGGAGGAUCACAUGUCCGAGCCGUGUACAGGAGGGGAAUGCCGACUCGGGCUCACUUUCCCGCCUCCACCCCCCAUGCACGGGAUGGAUAACAACAACAUCCAUGAGCAUCCGGCAGGUGGACACGAACAAGGAUUCAUCGUCUCCAACUUGGGAAGUGUUCAAGCAGUCGCCAUGGUGAUAGGAAUGGCCUUGGCUGCCAUCAUUCUAGCCUUCACCUUCAUCAUCGCGAUUCGUUUUUGGCCGCGAGAUGAAGCGAUUCACAAUAAACGACAACCGCACCAUCCCUACGCCAGCGUACCGGUGAAUGCUCUCGCAGCCCUACCCGCGGACGUUAUGAGUCUGGAUUCGCGUCAUCAAGAAUACCUGGUCGAGAGAAAAAUGGAUCCUGCCGUUACGAUACCUCUCCUCCAACAACUGUAUACUCCGAAUAUCUGUGCAGCUUCGUUGACGCCGAUGCAGAUGCGUGCGACAUUCACGCAGCGGUCACACACGCCGAGUUCCACGAGCAAAACCACCCGGAGCGAAAGCGGUUCUCAGCACAGCGGAGGCCUUUGCGGCCAGGAAUACGAUCUCAUCUACGACACGAUUCCCGAUGAGGGUUCAGAAAACGUGUCAAUCAGCCAGAAAUCCGCCUUCACCGCAAGCGCUGUCAUCGGUCCGGAAGGAGGUCGCAUUUCGCUUGAUCACCUCGGAGUGUCUCUGACGCUCCCUCCCGGUGCCGUGAGCCUGAAUAAGAAGAAAAUUUUCGUGUCCGUUCUGAACAGUAGUCGGGACCUCCCUAACUGGCUCAAGGAUAAGUUCAGUGUCCUCAGUGCAGUCGUCGAAUGUGGACCUCCGGAUGUCGUUCUCGCUCGCCCGGCGAUUUUGACGUUCGACCAUUGCGCAUGCGAGCCUGCCAAAUGGAAUGUCCAUCUCAUGUCGUGCGUUCAGGGCUCGAAUAGAAAUUAUUCGAGUUGGAAGAAAAAACUCUCCUUAGAGGCUCCCGAGUCCUCGACAGACAUUCUUUGUCACGUCGAUGAGAACGUUUGUCACAUCCAGACGGAUCAUCUGGCUUCCUUCGUGCUAUGUGGCGAAUCUAAGCUGAAUACUUUCGCUACCAAGUCCUCAACCGUUUUGGCCUUCCUCUCUAAGCGGAGAGGCGUAAAUCAAAGAGAGCGUACACUCAAAGUCCACUGCGUAGAGGACACCAAGGCGUCCGUGCAGACGGUUCUAGCCCUCCACGAAGAAAAUUACACGCUGGUUGAAAGUCCAAAAACGAUGCAAUUACACGACGGCGGAGCGAACCUCUGCGUCGCGCUCGACGAGGAGACCCUACCACCCGGAUGGGAGACCGAAUCAUGCGGCUCCUUGCAAGAAAUACCGUUCAGGAAAGUCUGGAGCACGCUGCAGAGUGCCCACUGCUCAUUUACCCUUACGUGUCCGAAUACGACCUCUUUUUCGGCACAUGACGUGCCGCUCGAGUGCAGGAUAACGGUAUAUCAAAGAGGGAAUCAAUCUCAUCGACAAGUUCUCAAUCUCAAUUCUUCGACUGCGUGGCCCAUAUACAGAAACUUCUUCGAGACGGUGGCGACGCCCAAGAGCGCCGUCAAAAAAGUCGAUGGUUUCAGGCUUUCGAAAGAUUGCCGCAAAAAAUUAUCCGAUUUGUUGGACCCUGUCAGGGACGACGGUCGCGAUUGGAGGAAACUCGCUCAGCAUCUAGGAAUGAACAACAGGAACCUGAUAUACUUCGCUCAGAAAGCUAGUCCUACAUCACAUCUUCUGGAUCUUUGGGAGGCGAGUCGGCGAGGGGUCGAAGCGCCCACGAACUUAUUGCUGCUCGUGAGAUCUCUCGGUCGACCCGAAGUUAUUUCAGCAGCUGAGGACCUGCUCGGAGCUUGGGUGUGA